CUCGGGAACGAGCUCCGGAACACUGGUUGGUUUUCGAGACACAAUUGGCCAAUUGGAAUUCGAUCGAUUUGGUCGGGGGUGGGGGAGGGGGGGCGAGUUCGUCGAACGAGAGCUUCGAGGGGAUAUCAUCAUUCUGUGGCUACUCAUACGUCGCGUCGGUGCGAUCUGAACCUCGGGACACGACAAAUCCUAAGACUCCUAAAACUUUUUUGAACAGAGACUUUCCGACAGUACCGACGAAGAGUCGUUGCUCGAAACCCUCAACUUCUCGUUGGCAUAUGUAAUUUAUAUAGAGUUUAAGUUUCAGAUAACCGAGUCCGGCGUUGGUCGAGUCCCAGAGGGUCUAAAUCGUACUUGAACGAAUCGUGACGAGCGUUUUCAUACGGCGUUGCAAUCCAUGAACAAGGUCCUGCAGUCUUCGCCGGUGCGUCCACGUCGACCUGCUUCGUACAACGCCUCGAAGCCUACCCCACUCUGCCUCUGGAGCAGAUCUCUUUAAUUAAAAGGACAAACAGACUGUCUGACACUUACGAUCCAAGUUGACAGAAGAUGGAAGAUGUCCCUUGAGCAUCGGCAACACACUCUGCACUGGCUUCGCAGAGGGCUCUUUCGGCGCAACCUCGUUGACCUUCGUCCUCCGCGCGACCAACGUUGUUAAACGACUUCACCGACCUCAUGUAGCCCUAAAAUGAAAACCAUAAAUCAAGUGUACGUAAACUAUUAUGUAUCAUCAAGUACCUUGAGCAUUGAAAUGGAAGCGACAGCAGCUUCCGAGACGGUGUCCCGUCUUCCCAUCGACCUGGCCGCCAUGGAACGAUGAGAGAACGAGGUCUUCAACGCGUCCAGCAGAUUGAUCACUAUGCUAAUGAACUGUUUCGAGAGAAUUGGACUAUUAAAUGGACGUCUGUAGGAAAUGUUUUGAGAAACGACGGAGAGCGAAAAGCAUUGUUCUACUACAUUUGGGAAGCGUAUUUUUAUUUUACUUUCUGAUGGGCUCGUCGACGCUUCGUCGAAUUAUCAAUUUCAGUGAAGAGAAAUAAAGAAGAAGAUUCACAGGCAUAAAAAAUAUAUAAAAAGAAAUGUGUGGAUGAAUUGAUAUUCGACGAAACAGUGAGCAAGAGAGAGGGGGUGAAAUCAUUCAUGUACAAUGUGUGUUCGAGCAGGUACUAACCUCAGAAGCGUUUUUAGCCAUGACAGCAACCUGAUCGGGGUCUCUGCCCUGUCCUAGAAACGCGCCCAGCACCGCAGUCAAAAUGCCCUAAACAACACCGACACCAGCCAUAGUGCUCUAAGUUAACAUUCUCUGAUGAUUAUUUACAAGGAGGUCGGGUAGCUGACGAGAUCUCACGUUGAAGCAGAAAUGACCGUAAUCACGAAAAAAUGGGAGGGGGCGAGUGUGUUGUUGGCGAGCGUACCUGCAUGGGGCUACUCUGGUUGUCAACUUUGUCGAUACCGUCGACCGAUUGCUGGGGCCCACCUAGAAGAGCGGUGAGCACUCUCAACCCGACUGAUAGCAAGUUUGCCCAAGGGCUGGCUGGUGCACCGUCGUCGAUCUCGUUCUUGCUUGGGCCAGUUGCACCGCCUGUUUGCCCUAACAGCAUCUGCAUCAGCAUACUCAGCAUGUUUGACCACGAGAACCCGGAAAAUAUCUCUGACUGGAUUUACUUGAAUCUGAUUGGUGCUGAUGUCGUCCAGAUCAUCGAGGGCGACCUUCUUCAUGGCGUUUGGUUUCUCCGCAAAUUUCCUCUCGUCCCUGACCUGCUGCUGGAACUGCUGCGGAUACUGAGAAUGUUGUGGCAAUGACGCUGCUUGUCCAAGAACAAGCGCCACCAAGCAUAGCGACACGUACUGAUUGUAUUUCAUUCUGAAAGGAAAAUUACCAAUAUCGAUGAUUAAUUGAAAGAAGAUUAUGUGAAAGAUCUCUCAUAAUGUGAAAUAUCAUUUGCAUGACUCAAAAGAGAAAACGAGGAUAAGCAAUCAAAUUCAAGAAAGGAUUUAAAUCCAUGAUCUCGAAUCAUGUUCCAAGUAUGCACCAGCUUCCGUUCCACAUUCAUGUUCCUGUUUUCUAUUUUUCUCUCUUCUUUUUAACUCUGUACAUUUUUUCAGCACAAGUUCAGUGCCUACUGUUAUCUUUCUUUCUUUGCAGUACUUUAUUUAUAAAGAGCAUGGAACAUACAAAAGACUGUAAGACUAUACAUUGAAUAAUUGAAACCAAAUGUUUGAAAACUAUGUACAUUUGUUGAAAUGUAUAAUGUUUGCUGUAAUAUCCAUUCAAGUAAUACAGACAGCAGGAUUAAACUACAAACUCUUUCGAUUUUUAGAAUACUUAUAAAAGAAACUUAUAAAAGAAAAUGGAAAGAUAUCAACAAACAAGUAAUCUUUGACUGUGAAUAGCUCAAUAGUUUCAUUUUCUAAAUGUGAAGAAAUGCUUUGGAUAUUUUAUGAAGUGAAGAGAGCAUAAGUUUGAAUUAUUGUGAUAAAAAAAUCAUACAACAGUUCACUUGAUCUCAUUUUUAAAACGUGAAGCCUCCUUGACAGUCCUGAGUUUGUUCUUGUAUUUUAACAUCCCACAGCGAGUAGAAAAAUGAAGUUUUCUGAGUGAAGUACAGGAAGAGAAAUGAUUCCGUAAUCUCGAUGUGGGAGGCCAGAUUUACCUAGGUCGUUCGGUAAUCAACAACCUUGAUCUCUCGAGUCUCGGAGUGCGAUCGCGCGGCACACGGAACGAAUAAAGCGGAAUGGUACCGGCGCAGAGCGGAGGAACGACGCCGACGAGUGACAGGAAAGUGUGUCAGAGCGGUUAAGGUCACCCUGGCAGCACCAGGUAGCCCACUUCUCGAUCGAAGCUACCGGUUUGUUGAACCCGGCAGGUACCGUUACCUGAAAACGCGGUCGCGACCUACUGUCGCGGUCUUCCUUCUUCUCCGCUGCACUGAACGAACUAGACAAAGUAACAGAAAAAAGAGGGGAGGGGGACUAAAAGAAGAAGAAACUGUCGAGAUUGUCGAGCAAAAGGAAAUCCAGUCUUUU
This is a messenger RNA of Heterotrigona itama, 3027 nucleotides long. The record is from the annotation of a GenBank genome assembly. Lineage: Eukaryota; Metazoa; Arthropoda; Insecta; Hymenoptera; Apidae.